GUCGCAAAACGUCGUGGUGGCUGGCACUGCGCUGGGAUGUGCAGCUUCCGCGCUGCACGGCGCCGGCGCGGCUGAGCGCAGAGAUGUCGGCGUCGGGCCGGGGGGAGCCCUGCGGUCCUCCCGGCAGCUACGCGAAGCGGGUGCUGGUGACCGGGGGCGCUGGCUUCAUUGCAUCCCACGUGAUUGUCUCCUUGGUGGAAGAUUAUCCCAACUACAUGAUCAUAAAUCUAGACAAGCUGGAUUACUGUGCAAGCUUGAAGAAUCUGGAACCCGUCUCUAACAAGCAAAACUACAAAUUUAUACAGGGUGACAUCUGCGACUCUCACUUUGUGAAGCUGCUGUUUGCGAUGGAGAAAAUAGAUAUAGUCCUGCAUUUUGCUGCACAGACACAUGUAGAUCUUUCGUUUGUCCGUGCCUUUGAGUUCACAUAUGUCAAUGUUUAUGGCACUCAUGUUUUGGUAAGUGCUGCGUACGAAGCCAGAGUGGAGAAAUUUAUCUACGUCAGCACAGACGAAGUGUAUGGAGGCAGUCUCGAUCAGGAGUUUGAUGAAUCAUCGCCCAAACAACCUACAAACCCAUAUGCCUCAUCUAAAGCAGCUGCUGAGUGCUUUGUGCAGUCUUAUUGGGAGCGAUACAAGUUUCCAGUUGUCAUCACCAGAAGCAGUAAUGUUUAUGGACCACAUCAGUACCCUGAAAAGGUUAUUCCAAAAUUUAUAUCUUUGCUCCAGCAUGACAGGAAAUGCUGUAUUCACGGAUCAGGGCUUCAAAGAAGAAACUUCCUCUAUGCGGCUGAUGUGGCGGAAGCCUUCCUCACCGUCCUCAGAAAGGGAGAACCAGGGGAAAUUUACAACAUUGGGACCAGCUUUGAAAUGUCGGUUGUCCAGCUUGCGAAGGAACUAAUACAGCUGAUCAAAGAGACCAGUUCAGAGUCUGAAACGGAAAGGUGGGUGGACUACGUGAAUGACAGGCCUCACAAUGACAUGAGAUAUGCAAUGAAGUCUGAAAAGAUUCACAGUUUAGGAUGGAAGCCCAAAGUGCCUUGGGAAGAAGGAAUAAAGAAAACGGUUGAGUGGUACCGAGAGAAUUUCCACAACUGGAGGAACGCAGAAAAGGCCUUAGAGCCCUUUCCGGUUCAGCCGCCCUUUAUUUAAUCGCCAGUUGUGAAGAGGACGUCAUCCUACCUCUACUUCCACACGUGCCGAAAAGAAGUGCCAGCUCAUUCUGAGUGGCAGGGUGCUCCCGUGUGGGCUUCGGAUGCAGAGUCUCCACAAGCUCCAGUAUUGGUCCGGGGUUUCGUGCGGAGACCCGCUCAGCUGCAGAAGCGGGCCGUGGGCAGGAUGAGGACCCUGUCCGUCCGAGAACCCCUGCCUGUCGGCUCCCCAGCCCAACGGCCUCGGGUCCGAUGAUGUGAUAAUGGAAUCACGUUGAGCACUUUUUCACUUUUGAUAAUUUUGUAAAAUCAGGUUAGGUGAUUUUUAAGGAAAGAUGUAAAUUUCAUACAUUUUUGAAUCAGUUGUUGAUUUAUAUAUAACCUGUAUCAGAAAUUUCAUCAUGUAUCUACCAUGUACAAUGGUUUUAUUUAUAAAAGUAUCAAUAUAUUUUAAUAUAUUAAAUACAUGUUGUGGGUGUGUUAGUG
Messenger RNA from Phodopus roborovskii (desert hamster), 1636 nucleotides. RefSeq names its product TDP-glucose 4,6-dehydratase (gene Tgds). The transcript is spliced from 12 exons. Bases 84 to 1151 code for a protein of 355 amino acids. The record is from RefSeq and is a predicted model, not a curated record. Gene Ontology annotation, molecular function: dTDP-glucose 4,6-dehydratase activity. NCBI's taxonomy places the organism in Eukaryota, Metazoa, Chordata, Mammalia, Rodentia, Cricetidae. Gene Ontology annotation, biological process: nucleotide-sugar metabolic process.